ACCGGGCGUCAAGAUCAGGUCAAUUUACAUACAUAACACCGCCCAGGGGGCAGAGCAUGUUGAUCUGCCAUCUGUCCAACAACGGUUCGGAAGGAAGGUACAAAAACAGAUGACAAAAGUUAAGGAGGAGGAGCGCUGUUUCGACACACACUGUAAGGCUUGACAGGGGUUUGCCCCAUUUGACACCGCGACAUGGACGCUUUGAAAUCCGCUGGAAGAGCGAUAAUACGAAGCCCCAGCAUCGCCAAACAGUCGUGGGGAGGCGGCAGACAUAAAAAGCUUCCUGAAAAUUGGACAGACACGAGGGAGACCCUACUGGAGGGCAUGGUGUUCCAGCUCAAGUACCUGGGGGUCACAAUGGUUGAGCAACCCAAAGGAGAAGAGCUGUCUGCUGCUGCUGUCAAAAGGAUAGUGGCCACAGCCAAAGCCAGUGGAAAAAAACUCCAGAAAGUCACGCUAACAGUCUCCCCUCGUGGAAUCAUCCUUUACGACAGUGCCUCCAACCAGCUGAUAGAAAACAUUUCCAUUUACAGAAUUUCUUAUUGCACAGCAGACAAGAUGCACGAUAAAGUGUUUGCCUACAUCGUCCAGAGCCAGCAUAAUGAGACUCUUGAGUGUCAUGCCUUCCUCUGCACAAAGAGAAAAGUGGCGCAGGCGGUAACCCUAACUGUGGCUCAGGCUUUCCGAGUUGCGUUUGAAUUCUGGCAGGCUGCCAAGGAAGAGAAGGAGAAGCGAGUGAAGUCUGGUUCAGAUGGUGAAGGAGCCAACAGCUCCCAUUCGGACAGCUCAGCAAGCCUUGGCAGCCUGAAGGGAGGAGAUGCAUCCACAACAAAACUUCUGGAUUUGGCGGAAGGGGCCGACGUAGCUUUGGUCCACUCAGGAACAAUAGAAAUGGAAUCAAAUCCCUUCACGGUGCAUAAUCGUUCAACUGAGAACAACAAUACUGUAUGGGAACUCGAGGACGGUCUGGAUGAGGCUUUCUCAAGCCGCAGUCUGGAUAGCUUUGAAUCCUGCUCAGACUCGCUGAGUCUCGCACUAACCCCCAGGUCCUGGACAUUGGGGUAAACCCUCAGGAUUUUACCACUGACGAGUGCCUGUCCCCAGGCAAGUGGGACCAAGAGGACACAGACUUCCCAGCACAAAAAGACUCUCUGGGGUUCUAAAGGAAAGCCUCCCCUAAGAUAGCGACCGCCAGGGGGGAAAAUACCAAGGAACGCCAACGGGUUCUCGGCCCGCUCCCUGAAGUCCGUUGACGUCCUCUGAUUGAUUCAGGCUGGCGUUUCUCAGGUGCUCCUGCAUCUACACAACCAGAGAAGGUCGACAUGAGCAGACUUCGCACUCAACAAGCCAAAGCAAUAUAAACCACUUUAUCUUUGUAUAAGAUCAUGCACCAUCAUCAUUUGUUUGUUACAGUCAGUGUAUUGUUUCUUCCAGCUCCUCCUUAGCCAGUCACUGCAUGUAUCGUGCUUGUCUUAUGUUUGUUUUUUUUACACCAUGUUAGAAUGGAAUAUGUGUAUUUGAUAGAACUUACGGCAUGGCAACUACAACUUACGUUUCUCACAAAAGGUCAUGAUCAACAAGGGUGCUGUCAUUGUUAUUGUUAAGAAUGGAGAGGUUUAGUCGGGUUUGAGAGGGAGGCAAAAGAUUUCAUUGGUGAAUAUCACCAAUGCACCAGUACUCACCUGUAUUGGGCAAAAGUACAGUUACUACCUGUGUUCUUCAAGGCUCCUGUCUCUAGUUGGGCAAUACAAGCUUUAAGGAAACAUGUAUACGUGGGGGUCAAAGUGUGUGAUAGAAAGCUAAACAAAAGACAAUCCUAUUUUUUUUUCUCCCCAAAAUUCAAAAUGUAUUUUUGCACUGUGCAUGUAUCCAUGUUUAAAAGCACAUAUGUCGUGUAAGGGAAUUAAAUGUCAAGUAAUUAUUUGUGUAAGAAAUGCUUCUUCAUUCAUCUACAGUGGAUUCACUUUGCUGCAUUAUAAACAUGUGGUGAAUUUUGAUAAUUACUUCAUUUGAAAGUCAAAGUGUACCACAUAAAGUCGUCAAAGCCACUGUGUUAAAAUACAACAUCCAAACGGGAUAGGGGUAACUACUGUUUACAACCACUGUUGCAGUGACUUUAGGGUGUUUUUAAAUAUCCCAUGUUAGGUUUAUUUUUACCAUUUUUGUUUCAUGUAUGAAUUCAACUAAGUCACAUAAAUUUAAUUUGCCGUACUGUGGCCGAGUGGUUAGCAUGUUGGCCACAUAAGAGAUCUGGAAGAUCUGGGUUCGAAUCUCUGUUUGGGCAUCUCUGUGUGGAGUUUGCAUGUUUUCUCCGGCUCCUCCCACAUUCCAAAAACAUGCAGGUUAGGUUAAUUGGCGACUUGAAUUUGUCCAUAGUUGUGAAUGGUUGUCUAUAUGUGUGUCCUGCGAUUGGCUGGCGACCACCUCUCGCCCAAAAGUCAGCUGGGAUAGGCUCCAGCAUACCCCCGUGACCUGAGUGAGGAUAAACUGAAUAGAAAUAUGAUAUAUCUGUUCUUAAACUACAAUUUAUAGCAAACCUUGGUGUUUUCCUAAUAACUUUGAUGCUGAAUGCUUAAUUCAGUUAGACAAUGUUCUAGGAAAUUUAACAUCAUGAGGUUUCUAUUGCUGUAUUUUGAUUUGUAUAUUUUUUCUCAUGUCUCAUCCAGCAUCAUACAAAAAGAGGUCACUUACAUUGAAAUAUUUUGUAAUAUCUCAGAGUAACAAAGCAUUGUGAUAAUUAAAACAAACUUUGUAUACAUAAGGUCACUUUAGUGUACUAUUAUUCAGCAAUGGUUAAACAAAAGUGAAGGUCCCAACAUGAAGUGGUUUUUUGUUUUUUGUUGGCAAAUAAAUAUGUAUGUAGAAGC
Dunckerocampus dactyliophorus (ringed pipefish) is the source of this 2867-nucleotide messenger RNA. It is a transcript of the gene ldlrap1b, whose product is annotated as low density lipoprotein receptor adaptor protein 1b. Lineage: Eukaryota; Metazoa; Chordata; Actinopteri; Syngnathiformes; Syngnathidae. Bases 193 to 1065 code for a protein of 290 amino acids. The transcript is spliced from 10 exons. The record is from RefSeq and is a predicted model, not a curated record. Gene Ontology annotation, cellular component: early endosome.